ACCCAGCUAUCCAGCAACAGCAUUCUUGCUCGCUAGUCUGCUAGCUAGGUUAGCUAACUUGCUAACAUGUUGAUAAAUUCAACGCUUCGCAUCCAGACAGCUGUUAACAACACACUGUGAUACUUCCUAUGGAUGUACCCAACGUUGCUUUCCCAUUUACAGAAACCGUAUAACCCACUCUGAAGUAACUUUAUUUGUGAUGACAAUUUUAUGUAAAUACAUUUAUUAACUUCAACUAGUCUUUGAGUUGACCAGUGAUGGUGGACUGUGCUGCGGAUGUCGUCAACUAAUGGGAAAUGUCCCUUCGCUCUGCACAGCUGUUUGGUUGUCAAAAGGCAAAUGUUAAGAUGAUGAUAUCAGUACAUCAUUUAUCAGUCUACAAUAACAUUUAGAUCAGAAAAAAUGCAACUCUAUAAUGUACUUUUUUAUUGUACCGUGCCCAUCCCCUCCCCCAGUUUUACAUUUUAAUGUGAUUUGCCAUGGGAGAUUUCAUUAGGCCACCGACUACCACGAAAAGUCGUUUCUAAGGGUUUUCCCCAUUGAAAUAUGGUCGAUAGGUUACGAACAGUCACUUGAACCACAUUGUAGCAGAGGUCACGUGUUAAAUCUGUUGUUUGGGGUGGAUUAAGUCUUCCAGUGGAUAACACCGCACUCAGAUCUGUGUGCAGCCUGCGAGUCAAUCAGUGAAAUUGAGGGCCUACAGUGAACAGCGUCCAACUGCUGAUUAGAUGCUGCGCUGUUUUUACAUGACCAGCUGCUGUGUCUGCCACAAGCUGUCUAAACAAACAAGGCAGUGACAGUUUCAUUCCUCUCUACGCCUUAGAGAAAUUCACUUCAGAUUUUGAUAGUAGACAGUAAUGCAACAAGCUCAGAUGCUUUUUCAGGAAUGUUGCUGGAGCUCUGAGAAGCUGUGCGAAGAUGAGUGUGACAUCAUGGUUCCUGGUGAGCAGCUCAAGCACGCGGCACCGGUUGCCACGGGAGAUGAUCUUCGUGGGCCGGGACGACUGCGAGCUCAUGCUGCAGUCCCGCAGUGUGGACAAGCAGCACGCCGUCAUUAAUUACGACCCUGCCACCGAUGAGCACCUGGUGAAGGACCUGGGCAGCCUUAAUGGGACGUUUGUCAACGACCUCCGAAUCCCAGACCAGACCUACAUCACCCUCAAGCUCUCCGACAUCAUCCGCUUUGGAUAUGAUGCUCACGUGUACAUCCUGGAGAAGAGCCAGCACAAGGUCCCAGAGGAGGCUCUCAAGCACGAGAAGUACACCAGUCAGCUACAGAUCGGUGUUAAGACGUCGGAGACCAAGAAACGGACGCACACAGUGAACAAGGAGAAGAGCAGAGCCACGGUGUCUCCCAGCUCUAAGCAGGACAAGAGCAAGCCCACGGCAGAGGCUCCUAUGUCCAGGCCCACUCCUCUGUAUGGGCAGCCUUCCUGGUGGGGAGAGGAUGAGGAGCACCCCGGACAGUCCGAUGGCGACCUCACAGCCGACGCCAAGGAUGGCAUGGAGCAGGAGCUGGGGGUUAACGGGUGUCAUGGCGACGAGACGGCCAAGCCUGUCUACUCGUACCGCCGUGAGCCCAGCUACUUUGAGAUCCCCACCAAGGAGUUCCAGCAGCCGGCCCGACCCAAGUCGGCCGAGUCCCAACUCCAGGAGAUCCCCACCAAGGACACAGACAUCCAGGUCCAGAAUGUGUCUGUGCCUGUGUCUGUGUCUGUGCCUGUGCCGAUCCCAGCAGUCCCUCCUCCCCAGACUCCCCCUGUGGUACAGAGCCACGCAUCCUUCACCAUCGAGUUUGACGACUGCGCGCCAGGCAAGAUGAUGAUCAAGGAUCACGUGACCAAGUUCUCCUUCAGACAGCGGCGGCAGCAGCAGCAGGGUGGAGAGUCUGCGUCAACGCCCCCGCAGGAGAUGUCGGUGGAGAACAAGGUUGCCGAUUGGCUGGUGCAGAGUGAUGUCGGCAUGAUGAGGAGGAAGUCACGGGCGGAUGACCUGUACAGCACCAAGAGUGACCUGCCCAUUAACAACAAGGCUCUCAAGGAUCACCAGCAUGAAGAUGGGACCCAGAGCGAUUCUGAGGAUCCUCUUCUGAAGGAGAAGCAGAGUCUGCACUCUCUGUCUCCGGCCACAACCCGGAGAUCACCUCAACCGCCGCGCCAUUCGCCAUCUGAUCUCUCCACCCCUCCCGCCAUCGAGCCCCCACUUACCUCCUCCACCCCGGCCCUGUCCUCCUCACCCCAGAGCCAAGCCCGGGGCGACCCCCAGCAGGCCUUCGUCAUCGAGUUCUUCGACGACAACACGCGCAAGAAGCGGUCGCAGUCCUUCACCACCAACAUGGGGCCCAGCGAGGCCAACACCGCGCUCAAGAGCCGCCUGGAGAAGAAGAAGAGUGCCGCCCUACUGGGUGAGAGAGGUACUGCAGCACAGGGCUCCAACCCUCCCACGCAGCAGUUGACCGUCCCCCUCAAAGGCUCCUCAUCCUCGGGGGGACUCCAGCGGGCAGGCUCCCUGCGGCGGGAGAAGACAGACAUCCGCCUCAGCUCUUCCUCCAAUUUCUCCUCACGCUCAGCCUCCACGCGGCCCUUUGCCAGCGUGGGUCGCCGAUCCAGGCUAGCGCAGGAAUUCGCCGCCGAGUUCCUCCGCCAGUCCCGGCCUCCGUCAGCCACCAACGUUGCCGCCCCUUCCUCAUCCUCCUCCUCCUCACCCCCAACGUCCACCCCGGCCUCUGCUGUCUCCUCAAACCCACCGUCCCAGCGAAGCACCCCGGUGUCCCGGUCACACUACACCUCAGCCACCCAGCAACCCCCCGUGCCUAUGAAAGUGUCCCUGAUGUCCCUGAAAGGAUCGGUUCCGGACCCCAACAGCUCCAGAGCCUUCAGGAAUGAGGAGGAGGACAGUCUGAGCGACGCCGGCACCUAUACCAUAGAGGGGGAAAUCCAGGACAAGGAGGUAGAAGACGCUCGCAACUCGAUCGAUCAGGUGUUUGGUGUUGUGGAGAGCCCCGAUCUCAGCACCCAGCCCAUCCCCGAGGCCUUUAGGCCCGAGCUCUCCGGCAGGAGACGCAGCAGGGAGGCCCACUCUAGCAGCCUCCCACAUAGUGCAAGUAGUACUGCCCCCACCCAGGGCAAUUACCCAGCAGGCCUUAGCCAGUCGCCCCUGGGCCCAGCGCAGGGCCAGUCGGAGUCUUCAGCGGCCCCGGGGGGCCCCAGGUGGGUUUCAAGGUGGGCCAGUCUGGCAGACAGCUACUCGGACUCCAACCCAGUGACGGGUCUCUUUGACAUCCCUGCUCAGCUGGACCUUUCAAGUCCUGGUGGGGUCCGGAUCAUCCAUCAGGCCAUGCUGAACAGGAGCUUUGAGAGCUCCGAGACCGAGGGCACCCGCUCACGUCGCGUCCUUCCGCAGCUGCCGUCACAAGAGAAGACCGACACCACCCCUCCCAGCAUCCACGUCCAGCAUGACCCCUAUGCCACCUUUGACAUUAAAGGUCGGAAGUCAAAGAGCCCUCGGCAGAAAGAGGACAUUCAGCACCUCCAUGUGCAGGAUGACCUGGACCCGGACAGCCUGAGCGACGCCAGCAAGUCAGAUGACAGUUCUGUGGUGGAGCAGGGGAGGAGGUCCAGUUCGGCGAGGAGCAGUAAGACCUGGUCCAGGAGGCGAUCCGACACCAUGGAUGCGUCCUCGACCAAGUCCACGUCCUUCUGCGUGAGCUCUGAGGACAGCCUGUCCAAGCCUGAGCGAGAUCAGGACGACCAUCCCAAGUUCUCCAAUGUCACCAUGACCAGGCAGCACAGGCCCACCAGUGCCACAAACGCUUCUCCGCCCAGCUUGGACUGCCAGGAUCGAGACGGCGCUCGGAGUGAGGGUGGCAACUCCCCGUCGUUCUCCAGGCAGGAAAGCUACACCAAAAGCCGGCCUGGAGACGACAGUCAGCUGAAGAGAUUACCCAACAUCUCCAACCAGACCUUCUCAAAGGACAGUGGUAUGUGCACCCAGGAUACGCACACCUACCUGAAGGAGACUGAGGACGUCCUGGCCUCCCUGGAGGCUAAGCUGCAGGUGCAGAGCCACAGUCAGCAGCAACCUGCUAGCACCCCCGCUGGAGUGGAGGACUCCCUCUCCGGAGAGUCUGAUGUGGACACCGCCAGCACAGUCAGCCAGCGCAGCAGCAAGAACUCCAGAGAAUCAGCCUCCGGAACGGGAAAGAAGUCAUACACCACCGGGGGCGUCCACAGGGAGAGGUCUCUUCUCGAUCAGGCGUAUCAGGACUCGAGACGGCCAAGCUCGGCCCGAACUCAACUCUAUGAGAAGCGGGGGGUGGGCCCAGCCGAUCCCUCCUCCUCUUCCUCCUCCUCCUCCUCCUUCAGGCGUCCCCGACUGGGCGUGCGCAACAGCGUUGGCAAACACGGCUCCAUGGACUACAGCGACGACAACCAGCUCUCAGGCUUGACCACGGUGGGAGUUGGAGCAGGCACACGCCAUUGGUCCGACUCCAUAACCUCCGACCAGGAGUCCGGCUUGCGGCCCUCCGUAGUCCGGAAGAAGAGCGCCGCCCCCCUGCACAGGGAGGAGCCGACCAAAGCCGGCCGGAGCGGUGGGACCGUGGCACAGGCACUGGCUCGGUCCAACUCUCUGUCGGCACCGCGCCCCACCCGGGCAUCCAUGCUUCGCCGCGCUCGCCUCGGGGACGCCUCUGACAACGAGGGCCCGGAAACGGAGCGGACCUGGCACAGCGCCAACGAGUCUGGAACACCAGCAAUGCCAGGAACGCGGGCACCCCAGGAGGUGAAGCGGCAGCCUUCGCGGUUGGACCUCCUGGCGCUGCCACGCAAGAGGACAAGCUCCUUCACCACGCCUAGCGACACCGAGGCUUCGGCUCCGCGCACCGGUUUCUCCAACCGAAGCUCCGAGUCCACCACCUCCGUCCGGAAGGCUUCGGUGCCGGAUCCGAAGAACAUGCCGAGGAAGGCCCCCAUGCAGUUGGCCAACAAGCCCAUCAUCCGUGGCCGAUCCAGCAGUGCCAAGUAUGCCACCAGCACAGCCAGCUCUCGGAGGCGCCAGAAGGGCUCAGACUACACCUCCACGUCUGAGGAGGAGUACGACUCCAACCACAGCACCCCUAAACACAAACGCUCCCAUAACUCAGGGUCAUCCGCCUCGGGCACUCCCCGUGGCCAGACCCCCGUCCUGGCACGCCCCCGCGCCCGUGGCCGAGACUCGGAGGAGGAGAGCCACGAGGGAGACGCCUACCAGAACUGGAGCUCGCACAGUGCCGAGAUCGCCAGGCUGAGUCAGGACCUGGCUAAAGACCUGGCCAUCCUGGCCCAAGAGAUCCAUGACGUGGCAGGAGACGCAGAUCCUCCGCAGACAGAUGCAGCCAGACCAGUCCCCACCGUGUCAGCUCGAGAGGAGCAGCGGCCUCACGUUCCAGAGGCCAGCCUGAACUUCCAGAAGAGUCCGUCGGGCUCAGCCUCGGUCAGACACCCUGAGGGCUCAGCCUCGGUCAGACGCCCUGAGCAGAUUCUUCACAACCAAGAGUUGAGCUCCAAACAUCAGACCAGAACCCAAGACGAGGCCGCUGGAGACCACAUGCUGCUGAACCCAGUGUCUCAAGUCUCCCUCGCCAUACGAGAGAACACUGAGCAGUUAACUGAGAAACUCAAGGUACUGUUUCAGAACAAGAAAGAAGUUUGGGAGGAAAUUGAGGCAAUCAACUCCGACAACGACAUUCCAACGCAGAAAAUGCCCAACAAGGAAAUCGCAGCCAUUCUGAAAGAGCUUAGAAGGGUUCAGAGACAACUGGAAGUUAUCAACAACAUCAUCGAGCCGGAUGGCAAGGCCGAGCUGAACCGAACAUCCUCUGCCAGCACGCCCUCUCUGACGGGGGUGAAGGGUGGCAGGGCGCUUGUCAGAGACUGGAGGCCCACAACCUCACCGCGGGGCAGCGGGGGAGGAGGAGGAGGAGGAGGAGGAGGAGGAGGGCCCCCCCCUAGCAGAACCACCAGCAGCAGGAGGUCUGGGGCCACCUCAGAUGGAGAGAGCUUCGUGGUGUGAGGAGGACAUGGGGGCCCUUCACUGUGCACUCACUGUGACUGCUACAGCACUGGUGAUGAUGAGAGAGAGAGAUAGAGAGAAAGAGAGAGAGAGAGAGGGGGGGGGGGGGGGGGGGGUGGUGAAGUUAGUGCUCUGUCAGAAGUGGGGAGAUCUAUUUGCACUCUUUGUCCCUGCUGUGCCAGUCAUUGACAGUCAUGCAGUACAAACGGGCUUGCUGUCAAAGCUUGCUCUCUCCAUGUCCUUUGGCAUUUUGUCUGUGUGUGUGUGUGUGUGUGUGUGUGUGUGUGUGUGUGUGUGUGUGUGUGUGUGUGUGGUUAAACCUGCCUCAGUGGGACAUUGUUUAUUGGCAACAUGGGCGCUCUAAUGCCAUAAAGUACCUCAGCUGAAUUUUUUAUCUCGAAACAUUGAAAGAUUUCAGUUUACCUGAUAUAUGCAUAUAUUUUUGUUGAGAUCUAGGAUAUUUGAUCUGGGGUUAAUAAAUGGUUUGCUUGUUGAGCUGAACACGUGUAGGUGUAGUACCUACUACAAAGUUUCUACUUAAAUUUCUCUCUCUCUUCUACCCCCCCC
This is a messenger RNA of Clupea harengus (Atlantic herring), 6618 nucleotides long. RefSeq names its product centrosomal protein 170Ba (gene cep170ba). The transcript is spliced from 19 exons. Bases 919 to 6051 code for a protein of 1710 amino acids. NCBI's taxonomy places the organism in Eukaryota, Metazoa, Chordata, Actinopteri, Clupeiformes, Clupeidae. The record is from RefSeq and is a predicted model, not a curated record. Gene Ontology annotation, molecular function: protein binding.